CACACACUUACACAAUUUCUCCCUCUAAUUUCCCCCUUAAUAGUGCUCGUAAUCAUCACAUAUACACUCAAAAAGAACAAAGUUAAAUAACCAACUUGUUUCACCCACCCACCAAACCAAAAGAAAUUCAUACAAAAUUCGACCGCUUUAUCUAAAGUCUCACAUAAUUUACUUAUACUUACAUUUUUAAUUAGUAUUUUAUUUUCUUUCCAAAUUUUUGUGCAUAGUUUUGCUUUCCCUACCUUUCAAAUACCCCUCCCAUCCACUUUAUAUCCAUAUUGAACGGCCUCAUUUUCAAAGAUAUUUCCUCAUCAGCUUCUCUCUCUCUCUCUCUCUCUCUCUCUCUCAAUAUGAAAUCCAUAGAAGUAUUCUGCGCCUCCCCAGCUUCAACAGCUAUAUGCUCAAGCACGGACCAGCGCGCCAUAAUCCGGCACGGAAUGAGGUCGGUCCACCGCCUCGGUGAAACACCGAGGAGCAGACGAUCAAACGCCGCUCCUUGCUCGUCGCAUCUCCCCUUCGAACCUUCCAGAAAGUCUGCCAAAGACGCCGAUAUUUUGCGACGAAAGAGCUCCGCCGACGUCCACGAUUUAGCCACCCGCCGCCUGCUCAGCAACAAGCCUUUCCUGGAUUUCAUCUCGGAUUCUCAAACCGCCCUGAUUCCUAGCCAGACUCUCCUCAGAGAUAGCAACUGCGAUGAUAAGCGCUUGAAUCUGGACGCUUUUCCGGCCAUGAGGUCUCUCUCCGCCCGCCCUCACGAAUCGCCCGUGUUUAAGCCUUCCUCCACCGCCGGGAAACUGAUCGAUCAUCUCAAUGCUCACAGAUCUUCCUUCACUCCAUCAAAUCGCCAUCAGGUUGUUGAGUUGAGAGUUUCGAUUCAUUGCAAGGGUUGUGAAGGAAAACUCAGAAAACAUAUUUCCAGAAUGGAAGGAGUGACAUCAUUUAGCAUAGAUUUGGAGACGAAAAAAGUGACGGUAAUUGGGAGGGUGACGCCUCUAGGUGUGCUGAGUAGCAUUUCCAAGGUGAAGAAUGCCCAAUUUUGGCCAUCUCCGGCGUCUUCGUCAUCGUCGUCGUCACCGUCACCGUUACCAUCACCGAGAGUUACUACUCUCAUGUCUCCCAGAGUCAGUCUCACAAGAUAGAUUAAUAUUAAUUUAAAUUAAUCUGUACUAGGGUUUAUGUUCAGGACUCCCAUAUUUUAUUUCACUAAAAUAAUUGUCGAUGUGUUUUUCAUUUUCUUUCCUCCUUUCAUCUUUGACUGGAAUUACAUCAUAAAUUGGGUUGUAUUGUAAUGUGUGUGACUGUGUGUAUAUAGCAAAAAGCGUAUGAUUAAUUGCGUAUUUAAUUUAUGCAUUUCAA
Messenger RNA from Salvia miltiorrhiza (redroot sage), 1356 nucleotides. RefSeq names its product protein SODIUM POTASSIUM ROOT DEFECTIVE 2-like. NCBI's taxonomy places the organism in Eukaryota, Viridiplantae, Streptophyta, Magnoliopsida, Lamiales, Lamiaceae. The coding region runs from base 351 to 1139 and encodes 262 amino acids. Gene Ontology annotation, molecular function: metal ion binding. The transcript is spliced from 3 exons. The record is from RefSeq and is a predicted model, not a curated record.